This is a messenger RNA of Hydatigera taeniaeformis, 1752 nucleotides long. NCBI's taxonomy places the organism in Eukaryota, Metazoa, Platyhelminthes, Cestoda, Cyclophyllidea, Taeniidae. The record is from the annotation of a GenBank genome assembly.
AUGCUUAUUGCUUUGAAUUGUGGAACCCUGGCUCUCCUCACACUAGGCCUGAAAUUCUGUUAUUAUCUUUCUGAUGUUACUCCAGAAGCUGAUAUAUUUGGCGAAUUGAGUUCUCGGUGUUCCAAAGAGGUUGUGCUUGAGGAGACUGAUUCACUUGAAUAUGCAGAUGAAGCUUCAUCGGAUUUCUACCAAAUUGUUCAUGUGUUGAUAUUCAUGUUUUCGGAUUCAAUUCUCAUUCUGAUUCUGCUGCUAAGAAUUGAACUUAUAGGAGCUAUUAAUGUGCUGGAUGGGACUACAUGGAUCCGUCAUAUGUCGCCUUUUGACAAGGCUGUUUGGCUUUAUUACGUCAAUCUUGUGUUCGAUGUUCUCUCUCUCACUCUUCAUUUCUCGAACCACGUACAUAUGCUUAUAUGGACUCGAAUGGCGUCUCUGACGAGUCCCAUCAUUUGCAUCCAGAUAUUCAUUAGCUAUGGAUGUCUGGCUCGACGUCUUAGACGUCACUUCGCUUACCAAAAUCACGUUAGGGUCGUUCGUCAAGAAUUCCCACUAGAGUACAUUGAUCGCAAAAUGAUUGAUGUGGAUAAAACCAAGGAUGAAGGGCAGGCUCGGGAACCAGAGACCUGCGCCAUAUGUUGGGACCCUCUGUGGAGUUGGCGGAGGCUGCCCUGUAAUCACUGUUUCCAUGAAUCCUGCUUGACGAUGUGGAUUGACCAAGAUCUUAGCUGUCCCACCUGCAGGCAUCGUAUUCUACCUCAAGUUUCACGUCGCCAGCGUAGGACGCAACGCCCGAGCGUAAUUGGAGCAGUUGUGCGCGACCUUUUUAGCUUGUUCGAUAGAGGCGAUGUAGAAUCGCCGCCUCACCGAACUGCUGAAAAUCAGCAGGCCAUGCGUAACAUGCUAGUUCGUCUAAGGCAGCGCGGCGUGGCUCGUGCCACCGGUCCUUCAUUUGAUUUCAGCGUCCGCGUCACCUUGGGCUCUGGCAGACAUCUGACACAGCAUGCUGCUCAACUACCUGCAAACGAAAUAGCCCAAGCAAAUCAUGAUACACCAACGAACGAUCAGCAUCAACAUGACCAUGUAAUACACUCAACGACUCGCAGUCGUUUUUAUCGCUUCGAUGGGUCUCGCUACAUCUCGUGGCUACCUGCCCUUGACAUUGAGUUCUCCGAGACCGAACAGCAUGUGGCACCUAUGAAUGAGUCGCCAGCAGCGGUUGUUAUCCACCAACACCAGAAUCAGAGGCAGCGCGCAUCGACAACGACCAUUUCGCGAUUGCUUCCCUUCCACGCCACUACUACCGACGGUGCGCAUAGACGUCGCCAUUUGGUGCGUGGUCUCUCGUCUAGCAUGCGCGCCCAGGCAGAGCAGAUUGGUGCGGCCUUUCCUGGCAUCUCAAUGCAAGCGAUUUUGGCUGACCUUGCGGUGACUCGUGUGCCAGAAGUUACUGUUGAGAAUAUUCUUGCAGGGCGCGUAGUGGGCACGGAGAGCGUUUCGUUAUCUGAGGAAUCUCCUCAGGAGAGUUCUAGUAUUAGCAGCGCUUUUGAAGGGCUAACUGCUGAGAAUAUGGCUCCUUCCACCUCUGUUCGUCCACCUUUGGAGACUGAGACAACAGUGGCGGGAGCAGAACACGAACUCUCUACCAAGGAGCAACAAGUCUCAGGUUCCUCUUUGAUAGCUCAACGAAAGCAGCAGAUGUUUGCGCGAGCCCGCCAGCACUUCCUCCUCCUGCAGCAGCGUCGCAGGCCAUCGUAA